Coniosporium apollinis CBS 100218 is the source of this 672-nucleotide messenger RNA. RefSeq lists its product as uncharacterized. Lineage: Eukaryota; Fungi; Ascomycota; Dothideomycetes. The record is from RefSeq and is a predicted model, not a curated record. The coding region runs from base 1 to 672 and encodes 223 amino acids. The transcript has a single exon.
AUGUCCGUAUCAUCCUUCUCGUCGUCAGAUCGCAGCACAUCAUCCUCGUCAUCAUCAACAGCACCAUCCACACGCGCCUCCCUCACCUCAUGGGACCGUUACCUCCACAACCUCCACACCCACACCCAAACACAGGCCGAGAACGACGCCUACAACCGCGCCAUCCACAUCAGCCACCUCAUCAGAUACUACGGCCACAGCGACUGGACAUGCGUACCCGCGCUCGAAGACAGCGACCUGAGCGUGCACGACUUCAACGAGGUGCUGCACGGUCCGCGCGGCGGGAAGUAUGUACUGCGGCAGUGGGUCAUGUUCGGCGACGGCGAGCGCGCCUUCGAGGUUUGCAGGAGGGGGGGACGGAGAGUCUACGCGUCCGUUGAGGCGGGGAUAAAGAAGGGCCUGGCGGAGGACAAGAGGCGGAGGGAGGAGGAGGAGCCAGUGGAGGAGGCGAGGCGGGCGGAUCGGGGGCGUGGAGGGCGGGCGAGUGGCGAUGUGGGGAGGGGUGAGGAGGGCGAUGCGGACAGAGCGCGGGAAAGGAGGGACACGUUGGCUGGAUCGCGAUUUCCAGUGUGUCGAGACGAGCUGGCGGACGCUUCGCUGUGUCGAUGGUCUGAGCGGACGGGUGCAGAGGCAACAAUAGCGCAACAGCUGGAGGACCUGAUGUACUAUUGA